Molecule: messenger RNA, 1015 nt
Organism: Photinus pyralis (common eastern firefly)
Lineage: Eukaryota; Metazoa; Arthropoda; Insecta; Coleoptera; Lampyridae
Product: metallophosphoesterase 1 homolog
Biological process (GO): GPI anchor biosynthetic process
Cellular component (GO): endoplasmic reticulum
Molecular function (GO): hydrolase activity
Source: RefSeq, a predicted model, not a curated record
UUGCAGACCCUCAACUAAUUGGUUUGCAUAAUGAAGUUGUUCCCCAACUAACCUCGAUAGCAAUAUGGGAUAGUGAUAGAUACUUGUCCAAAACAUUUUGGCAAGCAUACCGUUUUAUAGAUCCUGAUGUUGUGAUAUUCCUUGGCGAUUUACUGGACGAAGGCUCAACUGCAGAUGACAAAGAAUUCAACUUAUAUGUUGAUCGCUUUUAUAACAUUUUUGAAAAUCAAGAAAAUGUUUUGAAUAUAUGGAUUGCCGGCGAUAACGAUAUAGGAGGAGAAUAUCCUGAUUAUGUCACAUAUCAUAAAAUACAACGGUUUACAAAGGCUUUUUCGCAACCUGAUGUAAUCACUUACCGAGACGUCACAUGUGUUAAGGCCAAUACUUUUCAAUAUAAAUUGCCGAUUAUGCCAGAAUUGGCAAACAUAACGAAUUUCAACAUUGUGCUAAGUCAUGUUCCAUUAUUGUCAAGUUUGUCUUCUUUUGUAGAUAAAGUUUUAGAUGCGACUCAUCCAAAAUUUCUGUUUGCGGCCCAUACUCAUAACUCAAUGGUAAUUACUACUCGUCAGAAGUCACGACACAACCGAGCUAUAACUCCAAUCAAUCCCGAUGACGACAUCCAUGUUUACAACUUAAAUACGGGCGAUUUAUUUGAAAUUAUUGUACCUACAUGUUCUUACAGAAUGGGUACUUUUAAUAUUGGCUAUGGGUUUGCAGUUGUAGACAAGGCGUCACUGCAGUAUACAGUCCUUUGGUCUCCUUCCCGGUUUUUCCAGUUAAAAAUUUAUGGAAUCUUUUGCAUUGUUUUUAUUUUAUGUGGCUUAUAUAAAUGUACAAAAAGAACUAAAGCUUAUACAACAAUUCAUCCUACUGUGUAAUAUUGUAGGAGUUGCUUGGUGAUUAUCGAAUGUAUGAUCCGUCCUCAAUUCUGCCAUGAUGAUCUUAAACAUUUACUAUUGCUAAUUUAUUGUAGCAUUGUUACUCAUAAUAAAUAUAAAUAUUUCAUAACUGUUCA